Messenger RNA from Mesorhabditis belari, 378 nucleotides. Lineage: Eukaryota; Metazoa; Nematoda; Chromadorea; Rhabditida; Rhabditidae. The record is from the annotation of a GenBank genome assembly.
AUGCCCGACGUCGAGCUGGAAUCGCAGUUCCUCUUGAAUCAAAUGAUUGAAAAUCUGCCCAAAAAUCAAGCCCUCGUCAAAAAGAUCAACGCGGUGAUGUUGAUGAAUUUCGAGAAAGACGGAAAACUCGCUAAACAGUACACUUUCGAUUUCCGUGUGAAAAGUCCGUCGAUUCACGAGGGAGACGACGGAAAUGCCAAUGUAACAAUCAACACUGAUGAUGCUGAUUUUGUGAAACUAUGCUUUGGACAAUUAGAUACGGCAAAGGCCUUUAUGACCCGCCGCAUACGAAUCACCGGCAAUAUGGCGCUUCUGCAACGGAUUCAAGCCGUCCUCAAGUCCGUGCAAAACAAUUCCGCGAAAGAGAAAAGCAAAUUA